AUGCUCGUAUCAAAUAGUAGCGAUGAAGAUGAUACCACAGAACCAAUAAAAGAUGAUUGUAUACCACCUAGCCAAGCUGAGAUCAGGAUAGCAAUUAAACGGCUGCAGAAUAAUAAAGUACUCCUUCUCAUUACAGAUACACAUUAUGAUAAUACGACUGUUACAAAAACACCGCUCUUCCCCAGAGAUCUUUUUACAAAAGAACAAUUGGAGAAUGGUGCCGUAAUUUGCCACAUUAUCGGUGUGAUAUAUAUGUUCGUAGCCUUGGCCAUCGUUUGCGAUGAAUUCUUUGUGCCUUCCCUGGAUGUGAUCAUCGAAAAACUAGGCAUUACCGAUGAUGUGGCUGGUGCCACAUUUAUGGCGGCCGGCGGUAGUGCUCCCGAAUUAUUUACAUCGGUUAUUGGCGUAUUCGUGUCAUUCGACGAUGUGGGCAUCGGUACAAUUGUCGGCUCGGCUGUCUUCAAUAUUCUGUUCGUCAUCGGUAUGUGUGCGCUGUUCUCAAGGACGGUGUUAUCGCUGACCUGGUGGCCACUGUUUCGCGAUUGUAGCUUCUACAGUGUUAGCCUGCUGGUGUUGAUAUACUUUUUUCGCGACAACCGUAUCUGGUGGUGGGAGGCGCUUAUACUCUUUUGCAUUUACAUUGGCUAUGUGGGCUUCAUGAAGUGGAACGUGCAGGUGGAGGGCUGUGUUAAGAAGCUGAUAUCGAAAAAUAAGGUGACUCGCGUCAGAAGUACAGAUCAGCUUAUGCCAGCAGGCAAUGCCGCCAAUUCUUCGGAAACAUCAAUGGCCACACAGCCUGGUGGUUCGAUGACAUCGAGAGCUGCAUCGGAAACACGCUCGGGACCGCCCGGUUCCAGUAGUGGUGCUGGCACUACAGGUAAUAGCAGUGGUGGAAAUGCAAGUACUACACAGACUGGUGCAAAAUUUCGUCAUGGCCUAUUGCAGCUUAUGAUUCACACAAUAGAUCCGCUACAUGAUGAUGAUGUUCCAGGCAAGGUGGACGAAAAGGCGACACAACUGCAUGCUAUUGCCUCCCUCAAGGUGCUAUUGGAUGCAACAAAACCGCAACGGGGUGGUGCCACAACAUCGGCUGCCAAUCAUGUGAAAAUCAAUUUGAAGGAGACCACACUGGCUGAUCGUCCCAAUGGCAAUAUUGAUACAACAUUGGACUCGCCAUCGUUAAGUGGUCGUCGUGCGAGCUGGAUAGAUCAAAGGGUCAAAAUUCAAACGCGAAAAUUUAGCAUCAAACAAACCCAAGAAAUCGAAGAUGAACCGGAGCCAUUGAGUAUGGCUUGGCCAGAUACUGCCCGUAAACGUUUAACCUAUAUUUUGGUUGCACCGCUAUUGAUACCCAUGUGGCUAACUUUGCCCGAUACGCGUACACCCAAAGGUAAAAAGCUAUUCCCCAUAACGUUUAUUGGCUCUAUACUAUGGAUAGCAGCCUUUUCGUAUCUAAUGGUAUGGUGGGCCAAUGUUGCCGGUGAUACGGCACGUAUACCGCCUGAGGUUAUGGGUUUAACCUUCUUGGCCGCUGGUACAUCUAUACCCGAUCUGAUAACAUCGGUGAUUGUGGCCCGCAAAGGUUUUGGUGAUAUGGCUGUUUCCAGUUCUGUGGGUAGUAAUAUUUUCGAUGUUACUGUUGGUUUACCUAUUCCUUGGCUACUCUAUGGCAUUAUAUAUGACGCACCCGUUGAGGUGAACUCGGUGGGCAUGGUGUGUUCCAUAACGAUAUUGUUUAUGAUGUUGCUGUUUGUCGUUAUGUCAAUUGCCUGCUUCCGUUGGCGCAUGAACAAAGGUUUAGGUUUUACAAUGUUUUUGUUAUAUUUUGUUUUUGUUGCCGUUUCGUUAAUGUUUGAAUACGAUGUAAUAACAUGUCCAGUGUAAAAUGU
Molecule: messenger RNA, 1889 nt
Organism: Musca vetustissima
Lineage: Eukaryota; Metazoa; Arthropoda; Insecta; Diptera; Muscidae
Product: sodium/potassium/calcium exchanger Nckx30C
Exons: 8
Coding region: 1-1884 (627 amino acids)
Biological process (GO): calcium ion transmembrane transport; intracellular calcium ion homeostasis
Cellular component (GO): membrane
Molecular function (GO): calcium, potassium:sodium antiporter activity; calcium channel activity
Source: RefSeq, a predicted model, not a curated record